GUUGACUUGGGAAAUUUUGUUCACUUUUCAUGUCGUCUGUUCGUUUUGCCGUCACGUACGCCACACGGAUAAAUUCUAACUCGUAUUUUUCUUCUCAGACAAUUUACAUUGCUUAAGUUGCUGAAACUAUAUGAAUUUUUCAACUCUUGAGUCUGUUUAGGAAGAGUUUGUAAAAAUUUAACUGAAAUGUCGAGCAAGAAUCCAGAAAUAAUGGAGGUAGACGAGUCCACAAGUGCAGCAGCAAAACCAGGCAAAUCUACCAAGUACGAGCUCCCAUGGGUGGAGAAGUACAGACCAACCCUUUUGAGUGAUGUCGUUGGUAAUGAAGAGACGAUCAGUCGACUGGAAGUUUUCUCCAAAGAGGGAAAUGUACCCAAUGUCAUCAUAGCUGGUCCCCCUGGAACUGGCAAAACCACCAGUAUAUUGUGUCUUUGCCGAGCCUUGCUAGGCCCAGACUACAAGGAAGCUGUUCUGGAAAUGAAUGCCUCAAAUGACAGGGGAAUCGAUGUAGUCAGAAACAAGAUAAAGACAUUCGCUCAGAAGAAGGUUACCUUGCCAAAAGGGCGUCAUAAGGUCAUCAUUCUGGAUGAAGCAGAUAGUAUGACAAGUGGAGCCCAGCAGGCUAUGCGUCGAACCAUGGAAAUCUACUCCAAGACAACACGGUUUGCUCUCGCCUGUAACACAUCCGACAAGAUCAUUGAGCCGAUUCAAUCACGGUGUGCAGUCUUGAGGUACUCCCGCCUGACGGACAAACAGCUCCUCCACCGGCUGAUUGAGGUUGGAGAGAAGGAAGGAAUAGAAUGCACGGAUGAUGGACUGGAGGCAAUCAUCUAUACAGCACAGGGGGACAUGAGACAGGCUAUAAAUAAUAUGCAGUCAACACAUUCUGGUUUUGGUCUUGUGAACAGCGAAAACGUCUUCAAAGUUUGUGAUGAGCCCCAUCCUAUCCUUAUUAAGGAUAUGUUUACUAAAUGUGUUGAGGGGAAUAUUGACAAAGCCUAUGAGGUGAUGGAACAUAUGUGGAGUAUGGGGUACGCCCCCGAGGACAUCAUCUCAAAUAUGUUCAGGGUUUGUAAGACGUUUGACAUGGCAGAAUAUCUUAAACUGGAGUUUAUCAAGGAAAUUGGGUUCACACAUAUGAAAAUAGCAGAGGGAGUAGGUUCACUGCUGCAACUCAGUGGUUUGCUUGCAAGGAUGUGCCAGAAAGGGAUGUUACCCCCUGAGGAAUCAUGAUCGAGCCAAGAUGAACUUUGAAUUUAGAGAACCCCCUGCACCGAUGUCUCCCAAUGGUAUGUCCUUUUGAGAGUACAUUUCCUUGUGAAGGUAUGUUGUACCAGUGUCACCAAAAAUGGAAACUGCCAAGUGAUACUCAGGGAAAUUUACCUCCAAAAUAGAACAAAGUAAGAUCUAUUUUGAGUCAUGACAUUCAAGUGAAUAUUAAAACAGCUAUGUGCUAGGAACCAGGACACCUUUCUGACUAAGCUGUUUUUGUACAUGACAGUACUGAUUGGUUCCUUUCAUCAAGUUUAACAUGCUAAAAGCAAUUACGAGUGUAGUCUUGAUUCAAGACCCUCCUGUUAUUGAUAUCCCACGAUCCAUUGCUGAGGGUAAUAUUACCCUCGGUGAGGGAAGUAAACAACAGGAGAAUCUUGAACCAAGACUACUACAAGUGCAGACAAGUGCUUUACUUCGGAUCAUACUAUGUAAAAAGCGCAGAACAGACUUUCGAGUCCAGUGUGUAACUUCACCCUGACAAUAAAUGAAGGUCUAAAAUAAUAAGACACGUUUUUUUAGAUAUACUUCUGAUUGGGGAAAUUUUGCAGAUGACAAUGUAACAUCCUGAUUCUGGGCAAGAUUUUGUACAGUUUGAAAUCAUGGAUAAUUAUUUUUGAAUUGCUAUAGCAAGACAAUUGUUAAUUCCUUUGAGAUUUUUAAACCUAGAGGAUGUUAGUUAUUGAACAUUCUUAGAAAUGACAAAAGUUUAACUAGCGAACAGUAAGGAAUCUUAUAUAGAUCUGUUUCCAUUUCGGCAUGCAUUUAACAACACACCAACAAGUUAAUUUCAAAAGAUGAACAUGCAGCUGCUGUAAAGUAUAUGUAAACAUUUAAAACAUAAAGACAGCGCGUUAACAAAAAUCGCAAUGGUGGCUAGUUUGUUGAGGUAAACACAUGUGGCUAGCUGUAAUGCAUCUUUUAAAAACUAUUUCCUUUAGUUUUCUUGGGAUUUGUCCUUUAUGUCUAAGUAUGUUGGAUUACUCAAAUGCACAAGUUGAUCUGUUAUUUCUAUCUCAACUCCUGUGUCUCGUGAUGAUUCAGUCUUCAAAUUUGGGCAGUUUGUAAAACCUUUAUUUGUAGGACAGUAUUUUGUGGACAGUAUUACAAAUAAAAACACAGUUUACAACUUCCUUUGCUUAAAUUGUAUAUUUUUAAUGUUUUGAGCUUUCUAUGCAAAAGAAACAUUAACCAGACAUUGCUUAAUAUUACCUUUGGGUUAUUGGGAACAAUCAGUACAGUUGUUCAUUGAAAAAUUUGAUACAUAAGAGUGCUUUAUGAACAGG
Asterias rubens (European starfish) is the source of this 2558-nucleotide messenger RNA. Its product is annotated as replication factor C subunit 2-like. Gene Ontology annotation, cellular component: DNA replication factor C complex; nucleus. Gene Ontology annotation, biological process: DNA repair; DNA-templated DNA replication. Gene Ontology annotation, molecular function: DNA binding; ATP binding; ATP hydrolysis activity. The coding region runs from base 187 to 1233 and encodes 348 amino acids. Lineage: Eukaryota; Metazoa; Echinodermata; Asteroidea; Forcipulatida; Asteriidae. The transcript is spliced from 8 exons. The record is from RefSeq and is a predicted model, not a curated record.